UAUCUUCUAUCCUCAUGAUCAUGCGCGAUUAGAUUUAUUCUGAUAAUGUUGCAUCAAGUUAAAUGGACGAACUAAACGUGCGGCUCUACCGCCGAGAGAUUCUUUCUUAACACAUUUACUGUUUUAAUAUUAAAUAUAUCAAUUUAAUUUAAUAAUGGCAUUAAGUUCAACAAAAGGUGAAAUACCAGAAAAUGUUAUUGUUUUAACCCAAAAAGAGGCUAUUGCAUAUCGGUGGAAACAAAUCUACAAUUGGAAACCGCAAAAAGAAGUGUGGCCUUUAUCAUAUGGGGCAGCACUUCUUGGAGGUGUCGCAGCAUUAUCAAGUUUUUAUAUUAAUACUAGAAUUAGGAAAAUAAUAAAAUUACGUACCUUUGGUUCAAUUGCUUCUGCUAUUCCUAUGACAGUAUGUCCAGCACUGAUUACCACUUUAGCUCAAAUGGAGAUGGUUUCAGAAAAAGUAGUUUUACCAAUGCAAACUUGCCCUUUAUGUCUCGAAAUGAGAUCGAUACUUGUUCAGAAUACUUGCGGCAUACUAUAUCCUUUGGUCUUGUCACCGGUAGUAAACCUUUUGAUUGCUAAACGCGUUGGAACAUUUAGAAUGCCAUAUUAUACAAGCUGGAAAGAAGUAAUAUAUUUUAGUGCGAACUUAUUUAAAGUUACUUUUCCAUCGUUAGCAAUGUUAAGUGUUAUCAAUACUAUAGCUGCAAUUUUCCUUGUAUAUAAGCAAUUUAAUUGCAUAUCUUAUAUGGAUCAAAUAUUAACUUUAGAUACAGAAAGAGAUGAUGAUGAGAUGGAUACAAAAUUCUGAAAAUCAAUUAUUUUUUGUUAGUUACAUAAAUUAUUAAAUAAAAUGUUUUGGAUUGUGAAAUCUUCAAAUCAUGUUGCAGUAUUUGUUGUUUGCUUAUAUUUAUAGGUAUGACUGUCAACACAUGCAUGUUUUAUGGGAUAUAUAUGUGUAUAUAUAUAUACAUAUAUAUACAUUUGAAAGCAAACAAGAUUUGUGACAAUA
Polistes dominula (European paper wasp) is the source of this 1009-nucleotide messenger RNA. RefSeq names its product transmembrane protein 126. NCBI's taxonomy places the organism in Eukaryota, Metazoa, Arthropoda, Insecta, Hymenoptera, Vespidae. Gene Ontology annotation, biological process: mitochondrial respiratory chain complex I assembly. Gene Ontology annotation, cellular component: mitochondrion. The record is from RefSeq and is a predicted model, not a curated record.